This is a messenger RNA of Nothobranchius furzeri (turquoise killifish), 4198 nucleotides long. The record is from RefSeq and is a predicted model, not a curated record. Lineage: Eukaryota; Metazoa; Chordata; Actinopteri; Cyprinodontiformes; Nothobranchiidae.
GAUACUCAGAGCAAAUGCUACCUCUUCAGACAGCAGGAUGAAGUGAACAGUCUGCGCGUUGUUCGCCGCUCUGGACGCGAUUGGUAUGUUCUGGGAGCGGGUUCGGGCAGCAGGGACCCCGCAGCAUCAUCGCCCGUGAGCCUGACAUGAAUGAUAAGUUAAAAAAACAGCUUCUUCAGGACCGAGCUGCGUCGGAAUUCACUGGGCUUUACUCAACGACAUCUUGGACAUUUCAUCUGGUUUUGUUUUGUUUUAUUUUAUUCUGCCCCAGUUUGUUUGUAAACGGGCGCAUCUGCAGUAGGGAGUGAUUAGGAGCGUUUUCGGAUUAUUUAGACUGAUAAUCCCAGUUUGAGUGCAGGAGUUGGUCUUUUUUCCCUUCUUUUGUGGGGACAAACUUCUACCAUGGCACUGGUUAUGGAGCCUGUGAGCAAGUGGAGCCCCAGCCAGGUGGUGGACUGGAUGAAAGGCCUGGACGACUGCCUGCAGCAGUACAUCAAAACGUUUGAGACGGAGAAAGUAGGGGGAGACCAGCUGCUACGCAUCACCCACCAGGAACUGGAGGAUCUGGGGGUGUCCAGGAUUGGCCACCAGGAGCUCAUACUGGAGGCUGUGGACCUACUCUGUGCACUGAAUUAUGGUCUGGAGACGGAGAAUCUGAAGACGCUGUCGCAUAAGCUCAACGCGUCCGCCAAGAACCUGCAGAACUUCAUCACAGGCCGCCGCCGCAGCGGCCACUACGACGGCCGCGCCACUCGAAAGCUGCCCAACGACUUCCUCACCUCUGUGGUGGAUCUCAUCGCUGCUGCCAAGAGCCUCCUUGCUUGGCUGGACAGGUCUCCUUUCGCUGCAGUGGCUGAUUACUCCGUGACCAGAAACAACGUGAUCCAGCUGUGUCUUGAGCUCACGACCAUUGUGCAGCAGGACUGUUCGGUGUACGAAACCGAAAACAAGAUCCUGAAUGUGUGUAAAACUCUGUCUGAAGUGUGCGAUCAGAUUAUCUCUCUGUCGUCGGAUCCUACGGUAUCCCAGUCUGCUCACUUGGAGGUCGUGACCCUGGCCAACAUAAAAUCCACUGAAGGUUUGGGCAUGUACAUCAAAUCAACAUAUGAUGGCCUGCAUGUAAUCACUGGGACCACGGAGGGAUCCGUGGCUGACCGCUGUAAGAAAAUCCACGCUGGAGAUGAAGUCAUCCAGGUCAAUCAUCAGACAGUGGUGGGCUGGCAGCUGAAGAACCUGGUGAACCUGUUGCGUGGCGACCCUGCAGGUGUCACCUUAACGUUGAAGAAACGCCCACAGAGCACACUCACAUCCACCCCUGCUCUGCUCAAAAACAUGAGGUGGAAACCAUUAGCUCUGCAGAGUCCCAGCAGCAGUGUCGCUACGCCAACCAGUACACUGAGCACUCCUUCCAGGAGGAGUAGCUGCGCCCUGCAGGAUCUCUACAUCCCCCCACCUCCAGCAGAGCCCUACACCCCCAGAGAUGACAAGAAAGAUCUGCCAGAUGAAGAUCAUCAAUCAGACAUCCAGGCUGCAGAAGGGUCUGAGUCACCAAACUCCUACCUGGACCAGGAAUGUCGGCGGCGGUUUCCCCUUGUGGAGGAGGAUUCUAUACUCUACUGCUACGAGUAUGACCAGAACCAGGAGGUGUCAUCAGUCCGCAGGGGGAGCACACCCACAUAUGGCAGACUCAGGCCCAUUUCAAUGCCAGUGGACUACAACUGGGUGGGAGACAACGAGGACCUGGCCAAGCUGACGAGGGAGAGCAGGAGAGAGAAUUCCCUGUUACGUUUUGCGAGUGAAGAUAAACCCUCCGGGGAGAACUUCCUGCUGAGCCGCAGCCUGAGUCAGAACAGGAGGAAGACGGAGCGAGGAAGCAGCCCCACCCAGUACACGCAUGUCCCUGCUCUCCAGAUGGAAGUUGCUCUGUCCACAUCCAGCUCUGACUCCGCAUCCUUGUAUCAUGUGUUUGAGCGCUCCUCGAUGCUGUCCAGGUCUAAGAAGAAGAAUAAAGCUGGAAGUCCUAUGUCCUCCAUCAGCAAACGGAGGAUAUCCUGCCGGGACCUGGGUCAGGGGGACUGUCAAGGCUGGCUGUGGAAAAAGAAGGAUGCUAAAACCUAUUUUUCACAAAAGUGGAAGAAGUACUGGUUCAUCCUGAAAGACACGUGUCUGUACUGGUACAUGAACGAAGAGGAUGAGAAGGCCGAGGGCUUUGUCAGCCUCCCAGAAUUCAAGAUCGAUCGUGCAACUGAAUGCAGAAGGAAAUAUGCGUUCAAGGCUUGCCAUCCCAAAAUAAAGACCUUCUACUUUGCUGCGGAAAAUGUAGACGACAUGUCCCGAUUACUGGAGUGAGAGUGAUCAUGAUGACAUGGAGAUACCUCCAGUCCCCAAACGGGACAGUCCACCACCUCCUUAUGACACCUAUCCUAGAGCAGCCUCGGUAAGUCCCUAUUUGGAGCCAAAACGUGGCCAUCUCUCCUCGUCCGACACGUUCCAGUCUCGUUCUUCUCAUGAGGAGUACCACUCAGAGCCUCAGGAAAGCAGCAGCAACCACAGCGUCUCUCCUGGGCAGAAGACGAGCAGCCACCGAAACUCGUGGCAGGACCAGAUGGAGAGCAGCACCAGGAUGCACUACCUCCAGACGUUCCCUGUGGAACAGUCCCUACAGUCUGAGGACAGAGAUCAGCUAGAGAUGGAGUACCGCAGGCAGUCCACUCUGCCCGCCCAGCGCAGCCUGCUGCAAGAACAGUACCGAGCCCUGCCUCUGCCCCUCAGGACGAGCAUCGAUUCAGAUGCAGGAGGGAAACCUCGCAGCUUCACGCUUCCCCGGGAUAGCGGGCUCCACGCUAUUCUGGCUGCUACGUCGGAUCAGAGGGAGCCUCAGCAUUACCACCUGGACCCGCCCAGAGACACAGCUCAUCGACGAGACUACAGACUGCAGACGGACUCGCUGGUGGAUUUGUACCGGGCUCUGGAGCAGACCAAUCUUUCAACCUCUGCUGACCACAGAUCAGCCAGCCGUCUCGAGUACAAACGUUCUUUUGUCCGCAGAGUUAACGACCCUCUUCUAAACGACAAACUUCACCGCUUGCGGAUUCUUCAAAGCUCUCUGAAGAAUGUUCCUCUUCAAGGCACAAACCGGUCGUUAGGUUUUUUAGGGUAGUCUGUUGAAGAUGGCCUCUGCAGCAUUCUGCUUCUGUCUGUGCCUCACAUUAUCAAGCAUUCCCUCCCCCCGGGGACCAAAUGGCACCAAAAUCCACCUUUUAUUUGCUCAGCUGUCCAUCUUUUCUCCUUUUAGAGCUAAUCUUAAACAGCAGGACUUCAAACUUGGAUGUCCCUAUGAGUGUGGCUCAGAGAAAUAAAGAAUAUUAUAGAUUAUUUGGCAAAUAAAGCACUUUGAGGCUUUUUGUAACCACCGUGCAUGGCCACAUCCUUCCCACUUCUGAUUUGUUUUAUACGUCAUGCUGGAGUUACGUACAUCUCUCUUUUUUAAAAGCUCUGCACAACAUUUCAUUCUGCAUGUAUGUGUGAUUGCUGGGUGUGUGUGUUCUGUGAGUGCACAGGAUGUUAAACAACACAUGCAUCAGGUGUAUAUUUAAUAUUCCAUUCUUACAGCAGUGAGUACACACUGUUUGUGGUACCUAUUUAAGCUGUACAUCCAGUGCUGUGCCUCAGUGAUAGUGAAUGUACAUCGUACCUUUUUAAAGAGAGAAGAGAUUCAGAGAGAAAGGCAAUCCUCAAAGCAGGGGUGCAAAAUUAUAAACGCUUGGCAAUAAUGAACUAACGUUGUAAAUUACAUGGAACGAUAAGAAUAGCUGUCUAUUUUUGUAUGCAUGCUGUCUACCUGAUUGUUUGUAAAGCAGUUUUGUAAAUCCAAGUGCAUUUGUUUCAGAGGAUACUGGUGUUAUCUCUCCCACACACCCGCCCACCUAAACACACACAUGCACACACUCAACCAGCUCAGUGUAUUUUCAGUAUUAUUAUUAUAAUUAUUGAAACUUGCCCAGAAAAUGUGAUUUUCUUUUUUGUUCAGUGUUUACCUUGAAAUGACGACUAGCUGUAUUUAUUAAAUGUUUAACAGACAAGCAUGCUUUGUAAGACUAAAACACGUUUGAAACUGACUCAUGUUGCACACCUGUGCCAUAUUGUAGCUACAUCAUUUUUUUGUAUUAAAUAAAGUAUGGUACAGGCAUAAAAAACA